GCAGUGAACAGCGUUGGGCCGGAGGACCAUGAGAGGGCCGGAGCCGGGUCCCGAACCUACGAUGGAGGGGGACGUGCUGGACACCCUAGAAGCGCUGGGGUAUAAGGGACCACUGUUAGAAGAGCAAGCCCUUUCCAAGGCAGCUGAGGGUGGACUAUCUUCACCUGAAUUUUCAGAGCUCUGUGUUUGGUUAGGCUCUCAGAUAAAAUCACUGUGCAACUUGGAAGAAAGUAUCACUUCAGCUGGAAAAGAUGAUCUAGAAAGCUUCCAGCUUGAGAUAAGUGGUUUUUUAAAAGAAAUGGCAUGUCCAUAUUCUGUACUAAUAUCAGGAGAUAUUAAAGACCGUUUAAAAAAGAAGGAUGACUGCUUGAAACUUCUUUUAUUUUUAAGUACAGAGCUCCAAGCUUUACAGAUUUUACAGAACAAGAAAGGUAAAAAUUCUCAAUUAGAUAAAAAUAGUGAAAUUUAUCAGGAAGUUCAAGCUAUCUGUGAUACCCUUGGUGUUCCCAAGUCAACAACUUCUGACAUUCCACUUAUGUUGAACCAAGUGGAGUCAAAGGUGAAAGAUAUUCUCUCAAAAGUCCAGAAAAAUCAUGUGGGAAAACCACUGCUGAAAAUUGAUUUAAAUCUGGAUCAGGCAGAAAAACUGGAAAGAAUCAAUGAUGCUCUUUCCAGUGAAUAUGAGUGCCGCCGGCGGAUGUUGAUGAAACGAUUGGAUGUAACAGUGCAGUCCUUUGGAUGGUCUGAUAGAGCAAAGGUGAAAACAGAUGACAUAGCAAGAAUUUAUCAGCCUAAGCGUUAUGCUUUGUCACCCAAGACAACGAUUACAUUGGCACAUUUACUUGCUGCUCGUGAAGAUCUGUCCAAGAUCAUUAGGACAAGUAGCGGCUCUAGCCGAGAGAAGACGGCAUGCGCCAUUAAUAAGGUGCUGAUGGGAAGGGUGCCUGACAGGGGAGGACGGCCAAAUGAAAUCGAACCACCACCACCCGAAAUGCCACCUUGGCAAAAGAGACAAGAAGGCGGCGGAAGGGGUGGUUGGGGUGGUGGAGGUGGUGCUUUAGUUGCUGACACAGAAGGGGUUUACAACUACCUUCAAGUUUUAUCGCUAAAGGAUUAUGAAUAA
Miniopterus natalensis is the source of this 1123-nucleotide messenger RNA. RefSeq names its product tRNA splicing ligase complex subunit 3B (gene TSLIG3B). The record is from RefSeq and is a predicted model, not a curated record. Gene Ontology annotation, cellular component: tRNA-splicing ligase complex. Lineage: Eukaryota; Metazoa; Chordata; Mammalia; Chiroptera; Miniopteridae.